Messenger RNA from Olea europaea var. sylvestris, 1243 nucleotides. RefSeq lists its product as uncharacterized. The record is from RefSeq and is a predicted model, not a curated record. The transcript has a single exon. Lineage: Eukaryota; Viridiplantae; Streptophyta; Magnoliopsida; Lamiales; Oleaceae. The coding region runs from base 65 to 1243 and encodes 392 amino acids.
GCAUAUUAUUUAGCUCGAUGUAAAUAAUGCUUUUCUCAAUGGUGAUUUAUUUGAAGAGAUAUACAUGGAUCUGCCAUUGGGUUACAGAGAAUAUGCAGGACUUGAUCUUCAGGGAGAACAUCUUGUUUGUAAACUCCACAAAUCAAUCUACGGACUAAAGCAAGCUUCACGACAGUGGUUCUCAAAAUUUUCAAGUGCCCUUAUUGCUCAUGGAUUUACUCAAUCCAAAUCAGACUAUUCAUUAUUCACUAAGGGUACUGGUAAUGCCUUCAUUGCUCUUUUAGUCUAUGUUGAUGAUAUCCUCAUCACAAGUUCCAGUCAGCUUGAAAUCAAUCAACUCAAAUGGUUCCUGCACAGUCAUUUUAAAUUGAAAGACCUUGGCAACUUAAAGUAUUUUCUUAGGUUGGAGAUAGCAAGGUCUAAGAAGGGUAUUUUCUUAUCACAAAGACAGUAUACGUUGCAGUUGCUUGAGGAUACUGGCUUUCUAGCAUCUAAACCAGCUGCAUUACCCAUGGAUCCCAAGCUCAAACUCAGUUCUUAUGAAGGUGAUCUCAUAGUUGAUGCUUCCAUGUAUAGGAAACUCACUGGUCGACUUCUUUAUCUCACUAUAUCCAGGCCAGAUAUUACGUUUGCUGUACACAAAUUGAGUCAAUUUGUAUCCCAACCUAGACAGCCACAUUUGGAUGCUGCCCACCAUCUUCUACAAUAUAUUAAAGCUAGCCCAGGUCAAGGGAUUCUAUUUUCCGCACAAUCUUCCUUGCAAUUACGUGCAUUUGCAGAUGCGGACUGGGGGUCUUGCCUCGACACAAGGAAGUCAGUCGCAGGCUUUUGCGUGUUCCUUGGGGAUUCUCUGAUUUCUUGGAAAGCCAAGAAACAAACUACCGUUUCUAGAUCAUCAGCUGAAGCUGAGUAUCGAGCAUUAGCUUCUACUGCUAGCGAACUUACUUGGCUUACUCAAUUACUUGGUGAUUUUCAGACAUCUACCAAAGACCCCACUGUUAUAUUUUGUGAUAAUCAAGUGGCAGUUCACAUGGCUUCUAAUCCUAUAUUUCAUGAACGUACUAAACACAUCGAGAUAGAUUGUCAUUUUAUACGAGAUAAGGUGGCUGAUGGUUCUGUCAAGCUUUUACCUGUUCGUUCCAACCACCAGUUAGCUGACAUUUUCGCAAAAGCCUUGCCAGCUCCUUUACUUUUUUCUCUUUUGUCCAAGAUGGCUGUGAUCAAUCCACACAUUCCAUCUUGA